This is a messenger RNA of Suillus subaureus, 540 nucleotides long. RefSeq lists its product as uncharacterized. The transcript has 5 exons. Bases 1 to 540 code for a protein of 179 amino acids. NCBI's taxonomy places the organism in Eukaryota, Fungi, Basidiomycota, Agaricomycetes, Boletales, Suillaceae. The record is from RefSeq and is a predicted model, not a curated record.
AUGACACAAUUGGACCGUGGUGUGUUCACCCGCCUUUGGCUCGUCGAGGCAGCUGGCGAGCCGAUCGAUACGUAUACCAUCCGAAACCUUGCGAGUGGAAAGUAUAUGACCCCAUUCAAUGGAAGUAACAUUGUCACUGUUGACCGAAAGCCGAACGCAACUGAACACUGGACAAUAGCCUGGGAUGGCUACUAUCGAUGCACUAUCAAGGAUCCGAAUUCUAGUGCGUUGGUCGGGAUUCGGGACGAUUCUGCGUCGAUCAUACUGGGGACCUCGGUCCAGACAGAAUUCCGCACAGAGUGGUCCAUUAAACGAGUCAGUCGCUCUGGGGCAGAAAUCCGGACUGCUAUAUGGCAGAAACUGUAUAGCUACCGAGACUUCUAUACUCAUACCUAUCAAGUUGAAGGAGAGUAUCUCAUCUUUCCGCGCGGAUUCUUCACUCAGAUUUGGAAAGACAUGCCGAAGCGCCCUUAUCGCCAGGGCAUCUACGACUCUGACCAUUCUGCCACAGGUUCACCAUUUUGUUCCAAUGCCGGUUAA